AUGGGCGCAUUCGAUCCUUCGUAUCUGGCCUUGAACUCCUUGCGCGCCGCCUCGAUAGUCACGCAGCAUGACGAGCGGGCGGCGAAACGGAGGAAGCUGCGCGCGAUUCGAGAACGAUCAACGACCGACACCAGCGUUGACUUGGAAGAGCACGACCCGGCUCCCAGCGUGGUGACCGGCACGCGAGUCCCUCCAACAAUCCCCAACUCCACCUUACUCGAGCACGUUGCCACAUCGCGCUUCUUCCAUCACUAUGUGUCCGCCGAUCGAACCUUUUGCCGGCUCGACCUCGACUUUACCACCUUCAUCAUCGACAAUGCCAUGAUGCGCGCUGCGCUCGCGGAGUGCAUCAUUGCCUUGGGCAUCUUGACUCUCCCGCGACGCUCGGAGGCGUCGUGCAUGGCGGCAAGGCUGCGAUAUGCGAGGGCUUUGCGACUUACGAAUCAUGCUCUGCGCGACAAGGCCGAAGCGAAAUCCGAUGAGAUCCUGAUGGCCGUAAUUCUUCUUUCAUUCUUCGAAGUUCGUCCCUUCUCCGUCCGAUUGUACACGACCCCCGAUGACGAGCAUUCUCUAGCUAGCUGGACUGCACACCUUGACGGUGCGAGAAUGCUGCUUCGAAUCCGUGGGCGAGACCUGCUACAGCGUGGGCCGACGUAUCGAAUGUUCAGUAUUCUACGCGCACAAAUUCUUGUGAAUUGUCUCAUGACGAUGCAGCCCGUGCCUCAGGAUCUCAUCGAUCUUUCGAUAGACAUCAGCCAAACGCAAAGCGAGGACGAAAGAGCGGGCAGCGAAGUCGUUCUCCUCUUCGCACGGCUGUGCAAUCUAUUCGCUUCCUCUCGAGACGCCAAAACCCAAAGCCGAGAAGAAGUACUCGCCCAUGCGAUAGCCUUGGACAACGACUUGAUCCACUGGUCGCAAAGUCUUCCACCCAGCUACAACUACACCACCGAACCCGCGCCGCCUUCCUCCAACGCUUUCACCGCGUACUGCGAAGUAUACUCCUCCUUGUUCUCCGCGGAAGUCUGGAACCUCUAUCGAUCCGCACGGCUGGGCGUCAACGGCCUGAUCAUGGAGCAACAAUCUCUCCUAGAUCUCGAACUCGCCCAGCAGCAGCAGCAGCCAGCAUACACUAGUGCGCCUCCAUCGCGCGCGCGCUCGGACAGCGCAACAGCCAGCCCCGGCCUCGACGUCCGCCUCGCAGUCCUCGAGUCCCUACGCAACGACAUCUGCGCCGGCACACCGUUCAUGCUCGGCCGACACGGCGGCGAUCGCGCCCUCUCCGACAUCCCAUUGUGCAGGCGCACGCCCGUCAUGCAUCAUCUUCUCUACAUCCUCAAGACGGCGGGCAUCACGAAGGAAAUGUACAACUGGGCGAUGGCGCAGGUCGCCGAGCUCACGCCCGAUGCAGAAGGCGCGGACGGCGCGAUAUGCGACCCCAAAACGCUCACGAGGACGGCGAAGUGAGACGUUCCGGAGAACGGGUCGUGAUUCUGCCGGAGGAUAGGGAACUUGUCAUGCAAAUGGCGAGACUCCGCCAGCAUAGUCAGUUAUAGUCAGAUACCCAGCGACGAUAAUGUCACUUGACGGUCCCGCACAAAGUGCUUGCAUCUUCGGCAGCCCCGUGUGUCAGCAACAUGCAUGCCUGUAAGGCGGACGGGAGAUCGACGAUUGAUGAAAGAUCACGCAGUUACCGGAGUCGGGCAUGCGUGUGCCGAUCACUCGGCGCGUCCGUGGCUGAGGCAGUCUAGAUUA
Molecule: messenger RNA, 1752 nt
Organism: Neohortaea acidophila
Lineage: Eukaryota; Fungi; Ascomycota; Dothideomycetes; Mycosphaerellales; Teratosphaeriaceae
Exons: 4
Coding region: 1-1464 (487 amino acids)
Source: RefSeq, a predicted model, not a curated record